GUUUGCAGCAAAAUUAAUCUCUGGAGUGCUUGAUUUCAAAGCAAAACUUGACAGUCCAGAAGGUCUUUCAGAAUUAUGGAGAGGACAUAGUCUAUGUCCAGAGCAAUAUUACAACUUCUUUGGGUCAUGUAGAGAGCCUGGAACCAAAAGAGACCGCGUGCUACUGCACUCACGGCACAAAUCUUCGUCCCAUCAUGUUACGGUCUGCAGAAACUUUCAGUUCUUCCAGAUAGAUGUGUAUAACAGUGACAGAUCCCCUCUUACGGAGAAUCAGAUUCACCAGCAGCUGCUGUUCUUGCGCGCUCACUCACACAAGACCGACAAGGUGCCAGUGGGUGUCCUCACCACUGACCAUCGAAAUAGCUGGGGACGGGCGUACGGCACCCUCAUCCGGGAUCGGCUAAACAGGGAGUCUGUGCACAACAUCCAGCAUAGCCUCUUUACUCUGUGCCUUGAUGCCACCGCGCUGAGGUACUCAGAGGAACUGUACAGCAGCCGGACAGCCGCGCAGAUGCUACACGGCGGUGGUAGCCAUGCUAACAGUGGCAACCGCUGGUUUGACAAAACUCUUCAGUUUGUGGUAGGGGAGGAUGGGACCUGCGGCCUGAUAUACGAUCAAGCAACGGCCGAUGCCUCAGCGGUGUUGACGAUGCUGCGUCAUGUUCUGGAUUAUUGCUCCAGGGACCCCUCUCUGCAGCCACCACGGUCCCCCAUAACUCGUCUGCCACCCCCAUUAAAGCUCUACUUCAACUUCCCCCCAGAGACCAAGCAGCACAUUGAGCAUGCCAAGCAAAACCUGGACAUAUUAGUGAACGAUCUGGAUAUAUGUUGCUUCUCGUUUCCUGAUUUUGGAAAACGCUUUCCCAAAAGACACAACCUAGGACCUGGAGCCUUCCUGCAGAUAGCACUGCAGCUGGGUUACUACAGGUUGCACGGAUGCCUUUGUGCCACGUGUGAGGGAAUAUCCCUACGUGCAUAUCAUCGCGGUCGUUUGGAUGUAGUACACUGCUCCUCCCCUGAAUCCUUGGAGUUUGUGCAAUCAAUGGAGGAUCCUACACGACAGGCAGAAGAGAAGCUGUCUCUAUUGAUCCGUGCCGUAAACGGUCAUAAAGAGACCACAGAGCAAGUAUUACAGGGACAGUCAGUAGAUGGCACACUACUUGCUCUGAAGAUGCUGUGUAUUUCAUCAGGCGUUGCGCUUCCGGCCCUUCUUAUGGACACAUCUUUUGCUGUGUCGUCUCACUGGAAGCUUUUCACAGGACAGGUGACCUCUCCCAUGGACUGUGUGAUCUGUUAUGGUCCUUUGGUCCCCGAUGGAUACAGCGUCUGUUUUGCACCAUCUCAGAACAGUAUUACCGUCUGUGUGUCGGCAUUUGACUGCUGCCAAGAGACAAAUGCGGAGAAUCUGUCUGAGAGCUUGCAGGAGGCUCUAAGAGACAUGCGGGCUCUCAUCCUAGAGUGCCGACCUGGAGAAGAGUAGUGGUGACUUGACUCUUUCAUUGCAUAUCUCACUACUAUGAACAUCAGAUUCCAGAGUUUUUAUGUCCCCUUUUUGAUGCAGGGACGGUCUCUUUCAGUCAAGAUAGGUCACUGUUUGAAAUGUCUCAAACACAUUUCCUCUUAUGGAUAUCUGUUUCAUUUAAGACAAGGGUCUCAUGGCUGCAAAAUAUCUGUGGGUGUUUCUAUGUCUAAAACGUCUUUUGAAUAAUACUAAAGCUUUAAAUAAAAUAAAAUCAGGUA
This is a messenger RNA of Bombina bombina (fire-bellied toad), 1740 nucleotides long. RefSeq names its product carnitine O-acetyltransferase-like. The record is from RefSeq and is a predicted model, not a curated record. Lineage: Eukaryota; Metazoa; Chordata; Amphibia; Anura; Bombinatoridae. The transcript has 11 exons. Gene Ontology annotation, cellular component: peroxisome. Gene Ontology annotation, molecular function: carnitine O-acetyltransferase activity. The annotation marks the transcript as partial. Gene Ontology annotation, biological process: carnitine metabolic process, CoA-linked.